This is a messenger RNA of Puccinia graminis f. sp. tritici CRL 75-36-700-3, 2938 nucleotides long. RefSeq lists its product as uncharacterized. The transcript has 10 exons. NCBI's taxonomy places the organism in Eukaryota, Fungi, Basidiomycota, Pucciniomycetes, Pucciniales, Pucciniaceae. The record is from RefSeq and is a predicted model, not a curated record. Gene Ontology annotation, molecular function: structural constituent of nuclear pore. Bases 40 to 2724 code for a protein of 894 amino acids. Gene Ontology annotation, cellular component: nuclear pore outer ring; nuclear pore. Gene Ontology annotation, biological process: mRNA export from nucleus; post-transcriptional tethering of RNA polymerase II gene DNA at nuclear periphery; protein import into nucleus.
GGACAGUCAAGAGGCAGAACAAGCCCAACUCAAGCCAUCAUGUCUCUCAUCCACCAAACUCAGCCGCUGAACUUUGCGUCAGAAGACCACCACGACGAAUUCUCACUCUUUGCAGACGCGUUGAAAACCCUCAGGGUGGAUGAAAUUGACCCUCUUGACCCCGAACAUGGACCUGCCGCCGUUUGGAAGAGAAUCUGCGACUCGAAACUCGAUAAUCGUAACAGUCAUCUGUCGCCUGAGCAGAAAGAAUCCUGGAACCUGGAACGAAAUACUUGGCAACUCGUCCAAAUGCUCUACACCGAAAGAACUGCUCCCCCUCAGUCCUCAAGCUCCAAGCUCACAUCCAACCCCUACCUUCCACCUCUCAAGGUAGUCAAUCUUCAUCUGUCAAAGUCCAAGGACCUACUAGAACUAUCCACAUUCCGAGACUGGCUAUACACCUGUCCAAGUAGCACUCAUCCAGCCGAAAUCCGCAGAGGAUAUUGGCCAUACACCAAGGCGUCCCUCAAACAUACCCUCCAAAAAUAUCCCCACUCGGAUUCUCGACGACCCUCUGGGAAAGCCCCUCCUUUUCAUGCGAUGGACCCUGAUGCCCCUCUCCGUGCAAGUCGACAGCAAACCAAUCAAAGGUCACAGACGCUCCAGUCUGAUGAUAACCUCAAUUUCGUGUCAGAUCCAAAUGCAAUUCAGGAGAAAGGCGAUCUGGAACAAUUGGAUCAAGAAUACGACCGAGCAAUGGUGAAGACACUCUAUGAAUACAUCCGAGCCGGCGAGAUGGGCUUGGCCCUCGAUUUCUGCAGGCAAUGCGAUCAUCCUUGGAGAGCUGCCAGUCUGGCUGGUGGACAAUUAUUUCAAGAUCCGUCCCUGGAAGAGUUUGAAGAUGAAUCACCUUUGCCCCAGGAUGAAGUAUUGCCCGACGCCGAGUCACUAGAUAAUCCACUCAAUGAAACCCGUAAUCUGCCUCCUUACAAGCGUUCAGGAUGCUUGAACCGAAAGCUUUGGAAGUCAAUGUGUUUGCAUAUGUCUUCGAACAAAUCUCUUCCGACAUAUGAGCAGGCCCUCUAUGGUGCUUUGGCUGGCGAAACCAGCUCAGUCCUACCCGUCUGUUACACCUGGGAAGACCACAUUUGGUGUCAUAUCAACGCGAUUUUCGAAAACCAAGUCGAUCAAAUUUUGGAAUCUAACCAGCUGGGAUACUAUUGGUCACAUGGAGCUUUACCACCCGCCGAAAACCAUCAAAUCGACGCGUCAGAUGAUGAUACUAUCAUCUCAUCUCUUCAACCUCAACAUGUCGCUCGACAGAACUUCCCUCAGCGAUCUAAUGGUGAACCUCAAACGGACAUCAAACUUGCGAUGAAUAAAGCAUUCGAUAAAAUCCUCCGAAGUGAACAAACUUCCUUGGCUGAGAGCGCCAGGAACCCAUUCCAUGUUGCCCAGAUGUGGUUGGCGAUCGACAAAAUCAAUGACCUGUUCACCAGCUUUUCGGAUCGUUUGAAAUCUGCAUCGGAAGACUUUACUCGAGAGCAUCUCUCGCAUCUCCUGCGUUUUUUCUCUCACUUGAUUUUGUUUUUACGCGCGAUUGAUGAAAAGGUCGACAGUGAGGCAUCGAACGCGAUUCUGCGGGGCUAUGUUCAAGUCUUAGAAAUGGAAAAUAAACACAACCUCAUCGCAUUCUAUGUCGCGGAACUGCAACCAGAAUCCGGCGUUGAGACAUAUGCAAAGUAUCUGAUUUCUUUGGGUCCUUCCGCCGAUUUCCCCACGCGCCGCGUCGCGUUGCUCAGGGCCUUGGAACAUGGUUUAGAUAUAUCGCGGGUCGCAUGUACAGCCGUGAAGCUGACUUUACAAGAAAUUACCCGCGCAUCACUGGAAUCCAAUCGAGAGCAUGGCCUCAACAAGUUCAGCCAUCAGCUGACAGAUAAACAAAGGGAGCUCAUUCGCUCCUUGGAGUGGCUAAUCAUCGACCCAGCAACAUAUCUAGAGGCGUUGAUUCAAGCCAACUCCUUGAUCAGAUACUUCUUAACGGCCGGCCAUCCAAAUGCUGCGCGUGAGGUUGUCUGCUCUGUGCCAGCAGAUGUACUCAGCGUGAUUGCUCAAGGAAAGGAUCCUCUAGCCGAGCCAGAGGCUGGAGAUAUCACAGGAAACACACAUAAUGCGAUUCUCGAGUUCACUCAGUAUCGCGACUUCUUCAAUUGUCUGGAGUUGCACGUGCAAGUUGAUGAGAUUUUGAGCCAACGACCGAUGGAUGGAUCGACUACUUCAGAAUUGCAAGCCUUCACAGAAGCAUUGGAGGAAAUGUGCGAUCACCUGUACACCGCUGUUACUGCGAUCUUGAGUUCGGAGUGGCUCCAAGAUAUCCGAUUCAACCCCACAGAAAACAUAGAUGAGCAAGAGCAGGCGGCAGACCGAAGGAUCGCAGAAUUGAAUCUGAUCAGGAACAUCUACAUUCCUGAAUUGGUUUUCCGCUUACAUGGCGCAUUGGCUGAAUCUGGAGAUUACAUUGUCACAAAUCUAAGACGAGCGUUGGACUUGGCCACCCUGGUUGCCAACGAGAGCUACAAGAACUAUGUCGAGUUCAUGCCCCUCAACCAACAAGAGCUCUCUACUCCUGCCAUCCACAAAAAGAAGGAAAACAAGAUGAAGGAUUACUUGCGCGAAUUGAGGGUCGUCCAUCUCCGGAUUCUCAAAUGUUCUGGCGUCCAUCCUUUGCGCGCUGUCUUGAAAUAAACUUCCCGAUGCCUCCCUUGUUUACAACUCUAUUUUAUGUAGUUCACAUAUAAUCAAUCAAACACAAAAACAUUUAUAUAUAUAUCUUAACUUUUUGGUUCUGUGGUUCUAUCUUCAUUCUAAUCUAGUUGUUGGUUCUUAUCCUCAAUCAAUCUGAAGCGGAUGUGACUUGAAUCAAACAUUAAGAAAAACAAAACACUGUCUGGCACCUUUU